Ceratosolen solmsi marchali is the source of this 1660-nucleotide messenger RNA. RefSeq lists its product as uncharacterized. The coding region runs from base 14 to 1660 and encodes 548 amino acids. The transcript is spliced from 2 exons. NCBI's taxonomy places the organism in Eukaryota, Metazoa, Arthropoda, Insecta, Hymenoptera, Agaonidae. The record is from RefSeq and is a predicted model, not a curated record. Gene Ontology annotation, molecular function: sequence-specific DNA binding.
AAAAAAAUACAUAAUGGUAUUUUAUUGUGUCGUUCCUGGUUGUAAAACUAAUCGUAAAGGUUAUUUAAAGUUGUCGCUAUUUUCUAUACCUAAAGAUGACGAACGUAAGAAAAAAUGGGAAAAUGCAAUUGGCAUAAGUAAUUUACAGCGAUCAAAACAUCGCGUUUGCGAAAAACAUUUUUUACCGCAAAAUAUUAUACGCAGUACAGAGCAUAGGGAUUCAGACGGAAAUGUAAUUGCUAUUUUGCCUCUUCAAUGCUAUAAACUUACCGAAGAUGCAGUUCCUUCCCUUGAACAUGGAAAUAAUUGUGAAAAAGUAAACGAUGCCAAAAAAUGUGAGAGUCCGUCAUUGCAAAGUACAUUUGAGAAUGUUUUUAAUGAUAUAACAAAUCAAAUCUCAUCUACCGAUAUUAUUAAUAUCGAGGACUUACCUGUAACCAUUGCAGAAGAUGUAGAUUCAAGAAAUUCAAAAAUCAUUGAAAUUCACAAUAUCGAUGACACUUGUUUUAUAAAAAAAAGUAUUAAUUCUGAUAGUUUAGAGCUAUCAAGUAAUUUCUUUAUAUUAAAGAAAUGUAAUUCCAAUAAGAAAAGUGCUGAUGAUGCUUCAUCCAAAACUGAAAAUAAUCAAGAUAUCUGCGAAAGGCAAACGAUAUUUUCUCUUUUAUGUGAAAAUAUUAAUUUAAUUAAUCUAUCGUAUGAUUGGAUUGUACAUGUUCCAUCAAAUAAGGCUUCUAUAGUUUUUGCUGAAAUUAGUGUAGAUACAUACGACAAUGAAAGUUACAAUAGUAAUUGUACAAUUAAACGAAGUCUUAUUAUAAAGAAUACCAUGAACUUUUCAUUUAAUGCAUUAGGAAAAAAUUUAGAUUCGGAACAAUUAGAUCUAUCUAACGUGUUUCACAAUUUUGAGGAAUUACAAAUAACGUUGAAUAAAUUUUCUAGUAUGAUUUUUUGCUCUGGAAUAGCCGAUAUUAAUGGUGUAGAUCUGGUUAAAGAUAAUAUUGCAUAUACAGAUUGUUUUAAUAAAUUACGACAUAACAAUUGUUAUAUAUUAAGUUCGCGCAGAAAAUGUAAAAUAUGUGAAAAUGUUAGGAAAACCGUGAGUCAGAAGAAGCGGCGUAUGUCGAGGAGAAGCCCGGAUAAAGAGAGACCAAAUUACUCUAAGUUAGCCAAUAAAAAUGUCUUGCAUAGCUGGAAAAAAAGAAUCCAAGCUCAACGAGGUGUAAUAAAGCGCGCAAAAAAUAAAAUUGAAUGCUUACGAAAGCAGGUUAAUGAAAUGAAAGCAGGAUUAAGUAAAAUUGAUCUACAAUCGGUGCUACAAAAAUGUAGCGAAUACAAAAUUUCGGACAUACAACGGACUUUAAUCGAACAAAUCGUUUCAUCGGCUAAAGUUAAAAGUGAAAAAGGUAGACGCUACAAUGAAGAUUGGACGAUGUUAUGCAUUUUAAUGCAUACUCGUUCUCCAAAAGAAUAUAAGCAUUUGCAAAGUUUGGGCAUAUUACCAUUACCUUGUGUGAGAACUGUGCGUAGAUAUUUAUCUCUUAUAAAUCAAUUUAAUUCGAAUGAAAUCAGUCAGAGAGAGGAAGAAAGUAGCAACGAAGAUAAUGAUCAGAGUAAUAAGACAAUAAUUGACACUCCAAAUAUCGAAGACAAUAGUCUUUAG